UAAUAGUAAAAUGGAGGUGCCCGUAUGGCAUGCAUGACUUUAUACAUGUCGACGCUUUAAAACGUGAAUUUCGAUUUGUCUAUAGUUAAUGUACAGCUAUUAAUGCGUCCCUUUGUUUUGUAUUAGAUUUUUAUUAUCAUAUUAGCUUGACGACUACAAGGUCAUAAAGACGUGCAACGCUUCAGGUAAACAUGGUCUUGCCCGUUUGCUACGCUAGCUGGCUGAGCUAGCUUAGCUAGGUCAACUUGUAGGCAAAGAGGAACAUAUUUUUAUUUUAGCUACAGUAGCUACCUCUCUUGUUUUUGCAAACAUUGUACCUAAUAUUACACUAGUAGCUAGGUGAGCCAUGUCUCUGUUGAGAGGGUGGCUGAAGGCUGGGGUGUCUCUUUGCCACUCCACACUACAAACAACCAGACAGAUAGGCACUGGUGUGUGCUGUCCAGUCCGUAUGAAUGCCAUUCCUGAGCUGAAGAAGGUGGACAGGUGGACUGAGAAGAGGAGCAUGUUUGGGGUUUAUGACAACAUAGGAAUUUUAGGUGACUUCAAAGCCCACCCUAAGGAUCUGAUCGUCGGGCCAGUCUGGGUGAAGGGUUUCCGUGGCAAUGAGCUGCAGCGUCUGACGAGGAAGAAGAGGAUGGUAGGAGACAGGAUGAUGACGCAGGACAAACAUGAUAUGGAGAAGAGGAUCCGCUUCCUCUAUCGACACUUCAACCGCUUUGGGAAACAUCGCUGAUCUGAUCUGGGGCUGAGCGGUCUGGCUAACAAUGCUAAUCUACUACUGUACUAACAACCUGCUCACUGGACCACAUUCAGACUCUAAAGAGAGAAAUGUGAGCUACUCAGUUAUGCCACUUAUAUUUAAAUCAGUCCCUUAUUUUCACCAUUUGGUAAGAGGAAGCUGAUUGUACAUUUUCUGUUAAGUUGACAGCUGGAAAAUGUUGGAUUCAUUUAGUAUUGUUAGCACUAAAUCAAUACGCACAUCUGUAAAAUACAAGUUUUGAACCACACAAAAAUGUGAUGCUCUAUGGUCGGUUAAAAUUAUCACAUUGGGGACUAAUGUAAGUCAUGUUGUGGGUAUACCAUGUGUUGUGUAAGAUGAUAAUAAACAGAAGCUCAUUA
Oncorhynchus gorbuscha (pink salmon) is the source of this 1119-nucleotide messenger RNA. It is a transcript of the gene mrpl51, whose product is annotated as mitochondrial ribosomal protein L51. Lineage: Eukaryota; Metazoa; Chordata; Actinopteri; Salmoniformes; Salmonidae. The transcript has 4 exons. Gene Ontology annotation, molecular function: structural constituent of ribosome. Gene Ontology annotation, biological process: translation. Gene Ontology annotation, cellular component: mitochondrial large ribosomal subunit. The record is from RefSeq and is a predicted model, not a curated record. Bases 347 to 733 code for a protein of 128 amino acids.